Molecule: messenger RNA, 2189 nt
Organism: Monopterus albus (swamp eel)
Lineage: Eukaryota; Metazoa; Chordata; Actinopteri; Synbranchiformes; Synbranchidae
Gene: pgd
Product: phosphogluconate dehydrogenase
Exons: 13
Coding region: 136-1587 (483 amino acids)
Biological process (GO): pentose-phosphate shunt
Molecular function (GO): NADP binding; phosphogluconate dehydrogenase (decarboxylating) activity
Source: RefSeq, a predicted model, not a curated record
GCUCCUCCCUGUACCUGUCACGUUGAAACGAGAAUGAGGAAGUGAAAAAGAGGAGCGAAGAACAGUGGACCUGACCGUGAGCUCGACUGUCAUUUGGACACUGUUACUUCACGUCUAUUCUAUCCGUAGAGCACCAUGGUUGAAGCAGACAUUGCACUGAUUGGUUUGGCUGUCAUGGGCCAGAACCUCAUCAUGAACAUGAACGACCACGGCUUUGUGGUCUGUGCCUACAACCGAACUGUAUCCAAAGUGCACGACUUCCUGAAAAACGAGGCUAAGGGCUCCAAGGUGAUUGGAGCCGAGUCUCUGGAGGACAUGGUGUCCAAGCUGAAGAAGCCAAGGAGGAUCAUCCUGCUGGUCAAGGCUGGACAGGCUGUGGACGACUUCAUUGACAAACUGGUUCCUCUUCUUGAGGCUGGGGAUAUUAUCAUUGACGGUGGCAACUCAGAAUACAGAGACACAACACGGCGGUGCAAGAGUCUCAAAGAGAAAGGCUUGCUGUUUGUUGGCAGUGGAGUAAGUGGUGGAGAGGAAGGGGCACGUCAGGGCCCCUCACUCAUGCCAGGAGGACAUAAAGAGGCCUGGCCACACAUUAAAGGCAUUUUUCAGAGCAUCGCUGCCAAGGUUGGAACAGGAGAACCUUGCUGUGACUGGGUUGGAGAUGAAGGUGCAGGACAUUUUGUUAAAAUGGUCCAUAAUGGUAUCGAGUAUGGAGACAUGCAGCUGAUCUGUGAGGCCUAUCACCUGAUGAAGGAUGUGCUGGGUAUGGACCAUGAUGAGAUGGCACAGGCUUUCGACAACUGGAACAGGACAGAGUUGGACUCGUUCUUGAUUGAGAUCACAGCCAACAUCCUUAAAUUCAGGGACUCUGAUGGUAAACAUCUGCUGCCCAAGAUCCGUGACAGUGCUGGACAAAAAGGCACAGGGAAGUGGACGGCCAUUUCAGCCCUGGAGUAUGGCACCCCCGUCACUUUGAUCGGGGAGGCCGUCUUUGCCAGAUGCCUGUCCUCUCUUAAGGAUGAGAGAGUGGAGGCCAGUCGCAGCCUUUCAGGGCCACAGGGGGUCAAAUUCAGUGGGGACAAGGCUGCCUUCCUGGAGGAUAUCAGAAAGGCCCUUUAUGCCUCCAAGAUCAUUUCCUACGCACAGGGCUUCAUGCUCCUGCGACAGGCAGCCAAAGAAUUUGGCUGGUCACUCAACUAUGGCGGGAUCGCUCUGAUGUGGAGAGGAGGCUGCAUCAUCCGAAGUGUCUUCCUGGGUAAAAUCAAAGAGGCAUUUGACAGGAAUGCUAAGCUGCAGAACUUGCUGCUGGACAGUUUCUUCAGUAGUGCUGUGCAGGACUGUCAGGAGUCAUGGCGCCGGACAGUCAGUGUUGGAGUCCAGCAUGGCAUCCCCAUGCCCUCUUUCACCACAGCUCUGUCCUUCUAUGAUGGUUACAGACACGAGAAGCUUCCAGCCAACCUCCUUCAGGCCCAAAGGGAUUACUUUGGAGCCCACACAUAUGAACUGCUGUCCUGUCCCGGUCAAUUCAUCCACACCAACUGGACAGGUCAUGGUGGAAAUGUCUCUUCUUCAUCCUACAAUGCUUAAAGACCCUUUUCACAUCACUGGAAAACAAAAUGGAAGGGAGAGAAUGAAGGGAAGUUACCUGUGACAGAUGACACGUUACACAAUCCAUCUUCAUAAACACACCUGCCUAUUUAAGAUCCACCCAACCCAACAGUCUCCUUACUCAAGUGUUUACUCCAUCUGGAUAAUAUGGCUAGCAUUAACUAGUCAUGUUGGGCCCAGGAAUUACGGUGUUAACACUGGAUUAAGGUGGACUGCACUGUAUUAGGCUAAAUAAAGGUCUCAAUCCCUUUAUAAUUGGCUUGUGCGGUCCUCAGUUUAUGGGUGCUGUAAACAGGACUAGGAUGUGUUUGUAUGUAGCACUAAAGUGAGCAACAAGUGACAAACUGCCUGAAAUUUUUUUUGUUUUUUUUAAAGGUUUGUGUGAUGACACACUGAGCCAUUGGCUUUAUCUAUGUGCAUAGAUACAUAUUUGAAGUGUGGACAGUUAGUUAAAAUUAAUAUAUCAUUACUGUUUAGUCUGUUUUCAAUAACUUAGAAUAUUCAAAAUGUUUUCAUCUUUAACUGGACCUGUAUCUGAAUCUAAAUAAAUAUGACCCCUGAAGGGAGGUAAUCAGUUAAAA